Molecule: messenger RNA, 1169 nt
Organism: Striga asiatica
Lineage: Eukaryota; Viridiplantae; Streptophyta; Magnoliopsida; Lamiales; Orobanchaceae
Source: the annotation of a GenBank genome assembly
UCUCUCUCUCUCUCUCUCUCAAGAAGAAGAAGAAAAGCUCUCUUCGAGUUGAUACCAUCUUCUUCUUCGAUUGUGUACAAUCUUGAUUUCGAAUUAGAUUCGUAAAGUCUUCGUUUCAUUGAAUUUUAACCAGAGAACGUUUGCGGUGAAAGGAGGAAGAAAAUGGCCACAGCGAACAACGCCAACCACCAAGACAGCAACCCCAACACCCCCGCCGCCAUGGUGGCGCCGGGAAAGCAGUCUGUCCCCGCCGCCAAGACCGUCGAUACCCAGUCUGUUCUGAAAAGGUUACAAUCAGAGCUGAUGGCCUUAAUGAUGGGCGGGGAUUCUGGAAUCUCAGCCUUCCCUGAAGAGGACAACAUAUUCUGUUGGAAAGGAACCAUCCAUGGCAGUAAAGCUACAGUCUUUGAAGGAACUGAAUAUAAACUCUCUCUUUCAUUCCCAUCUGACUAUCCUUUUAAGCCUCCUAAGGUUAAGUUUGAGACAGCUUGCUUCCACCCGAACGUUGAUGUUUACGGGAAUAUAUGCCUGGACAUAUUGCAGGAUAAAUGGUCAUCUGCUUAUGAUGUGAGGACAAUGUUGCUAUCUAUUCAGAGUUUGCUAGGAGAGCCGAAUAUAAGUUCACCACUCAACACACAGGCAGCAGCACUUUGGAGCAAUCAAGAAGGUGUAGUACAGGAAGAUGGUGGAGAAAUUAUACAAGCCGAGUUCUUAGGAACUUCCUUACUCGAUUGGUGUCGUCUGAGCCUUGGAUGAGUUGAGAGGGAGGGCUCGGUUCAUAUGGUUUAUUUGUUCAUCAUGUUCUAUUCAAUUCUUUUAUUGUUGUAGGAGUGAUCUCUUUUAUUAGAUCAAAGGGAAAAAUAUUGCUUUGAAGAUUUAUGAAGUUUUCAGUUUUAGGGAAAAUAUUGCUUUUAUUCAGAGCUGAAAUUUUUAGAAGUGUGUUUUGGCUACCCUUAAUUCUGUCAUAUUUUCGUUGGCUCUGAAAGCUGGUGUCUGAUUUUAUGAGUUGAUGAUUGAUGUUAUUUGGUGUGUCGAUUGAAAUGCUGGAAUUCUCCAGUCAACACAAGAUUAAUAUCAUACACGGCGACAAAAAAACAAACAAUGCCCUAUAAAAUGAACAAAACAAAAACGAAUAAAGAAUCGAGUGAAACAUAUUUUUGCUUUCUCCA